CCUGCCUGUAACCGCCGCGCACCGCCGAGUCCUAUCACAACAUACAUGGCGAGGCAGCAUCCAUGCAUGUGUGCGGCGCUCGCCACACGGCCUGGCCAUUUGACCUGCUCGAGCAUGAUCAGGGGAAUAAACGUGAGUGAAAGCGUGACGUGGGUCGAGCAUUCGAAGAAAAUUUCAAGAAAUUCAAUAAUUUACAUAUAUGGCGGAGGACUCUCCCGGCUGGGAGAUCAAACGGCCGGAGGUCAGGGCGACGGGUGGAGAAACUGGCGGACUAUCCUAGCCGAAUCCAGCUCUUGCAUCUUGGCUGCGAGCGAACUGCCACAGAACCCUAGCCGCCCCUGACGGUGAGCGAGGCUGACCGGGAUCAAAUCGUUGAUCAAUGAUUUCAGUGGAUUCCCCAUGCCACAUGGCAGUAGCAUCGGUAGCCAGGUCAAGAUACUUGUGUUUGUUUUCCGUCUUAACUCUCUCAAGGAAUUGCAAAUGUCUACUAAAACCACCAGUCUGUUCUUGUAAUAAUAAUAAGGCUGCUUCUAAUCCAGGAGGCCGAGCAUCUCUUGGUGAAUGAUUUUGGUUGCUUGCUUAUGUAUGUGCAGAUACUCAGUGUUGAAAAGAGCCGAACAACCCGAAAGCAAAUGUCUGAGUGACUCGCCGGGGUGGCGACAGGCUCGACGGAUGUCGUGAGUGCCACCCUUCAGAAUGUACUUUCGGUAGUUCCGCGUCUUUACCACCUGAUCUUGUAUCGCAAAUACAAACCCUUUGGUUUCCCCAAAGAGAUCACUGAAGCACAGCCGCAAGAACGCUUUCUAUUGACGUGAGACUCAUGAAGAGAAACACUCUAAUAUUAUUACUAGCAGACGCCCGCAAUUUCGUUCGCUAGUAAUGACUCUAUGUAAAUUUUCCACCCCUAUUUCACCUUCUGCUACUAUUAUGUUUUAAAAAUGUAUAAUAAAUAGUCCAUUAACCAUUUUACAAAAAUAUAUAACUCAAAAGUUUAACCAUUGAUACUAAAAAAUCUUUCAAUCCCUUUCAAAACCUUUAGGGGUUUUUUUUUAUUUCAACUAUUUUUUGGUAGUAUCUACACAUACCAAAUUAACAAACGUGACUUGAAAAAUGGAUGACUUUCCAUACAAACUUUCAACCCCUAUUUCACCCUUUUCUGACUUUAUUUUCGCUACUAAAAGUAUCCUUUAACCUGUCUUCAUAUUACGGUCUCCAGUUAGCGACCAAGUCUCGGAUCCGUAAGUCAUCACUGGCAAACAAAAAUUUUCUUUCGUUUGUUUUUUUUUUUAUUCUAGAUCUCGUAGUAUUACAUCAGGUGGGCAUCUACUUGGUCUGACAAUUCUUAAUGAAAAAUAAACAUGGUAUGUCUAAGGUCCAAGCCGUAGCAGAGAUGCCAGGCUUUGAUGUUCAAAUGACAACCGUCACGUAGGUAUGUAGUGCACAUUACACACGAGUAGUCAAGUGUUAUGCAUGUCGAGCGUGGACGCAGUACCAUAUCUGUACCGUGCCGUCAUUGUCUCGAUCGCUGCUCAUGUAACGGACGGCUCAUGAACCCCACAAUGACCGGACUUACAUAAUGACUUAACAAUGCUAUAAUAAAAAUAAGGCUGCAGCGGCCAUUGUGGGACCUUUGUUUUAAACCGGGUCAGAAUAGAUUGGUUUCGAUAAAUCCAUGUGUAUAGUUGGGAAACUAAAGACGUCGGUUAGCGCUGCAGCAGCUGGACACAGAACCAUUUCAUUUAAACUAACAUCAUAAAUAGCAGGCUAUAUUGUAUGUCAUUUAGAAAAUUCUAUUUAAUAUUAGUUUGUGUACUUUAGUUAUUUAAUUUACCUAGUAAUUCUUUUAGUUAAUUUGAUAUCUUUAUUUUACUAGUGUCUUAAAAUUGUAUUUUAUUUUAGUAAUUAAAUUUGACAUAUUAUUAUCUUUCUAAUAGAACAAUGAUGUAUAAUUUGCUCUUUUUUGAUAUACGAGUACUCGUCGGUGCCAUAUUAUAUUUUGUCUAUACUGACAUAUAUAAACGCGAAAGUUUGUAUCGAUGUAUGUUUGAUUGUUUGUUACUCUUUAAUGCCGCUACUACUGAAGCGCGAACAG
Molecule: messenger RNA, 2092 nt
Organism: Bicyclus anynana (squinting bush brown)
Lineage: Eukaryota; Metazoa; Arthropoda; Insecta; Lepidoptera; Nymphalidae
Exons: 3
Coding region: 46-342 (98 amino acids)
Molecular function (GO): phenylpyruvate tautomerase activity
Source: RefSeq, a predicted model, not a curated record